Lachancea thermotolerans CBS 6340 is the source of this 3459-nucleotide messenger RNA. It is a transcript of the gene ATH1, whose product is annotated as alpha,alpha-trehalase ATH1. The transcript has a single exon. Gene Ontology annotation, molecular function: alpha,alpha-trehalase activity. Gene Ontology annotation, biological process: trehalose catabolic process. Lineage: Eukaryota; Fungi; Ascomycota; Saccharomycetes; Saccharomycetales; Saccharomycetaceae. Gene Ontology annotation, cellular component: fungal-type cell wall. Bases 1 to 3459 code for a protein of 1152 amino acids. The record is from RefSeq and is a predicted model, not a curated record.
AUGAGCGUUAGGCAUAAAACGCGAAAGCAUACCGCUACAAGUCUCAUAGCUAGGUCAUUGCCAGGACUGCGCGCAAUCUUUGUGAUUCUGGCGACGUGUGUUGCAGCGGCAGGAUGGAGAUGGUUACUGACGGGCGAGCUGCCCAGGAAGCCACAUCUCCCUUGCAAGGUGUUCCGCACGCACAGGCAUCACGAUACGCGUAUCGAAUGGCGGCGGAGGAGCUCCGAGUCCCUUUACGAACUUUUGACAGACUCUCAAGAUACCUACUAUGACGAAGACAACUGGACUGUCGGAACGGUCUUCUUUUCGGAAAACACCUACUCUCGUCAGCCGUACGUUGCCAAUGGCUUCCUGGGCUCGCGAAUCCCUAACGUUGGGUUCGGCUACGCGCCUGACACUUACAACAUUUGGACACCAGAUCCAUCUAUCCCCGGUGCUCUCAACAAUGGGUGGCCUUUGAGAAACCAGCGAUUCGCCGGAGCCUUUGUCUCUGAUUUCUACAGCCUACAACCCCACCUCAACUCAACUAAUUUUCCUGAGCUUGAUGCUGACGGCUACUCGACCAUUCUCUCCGCGAUUCCGCAGUGGACCGAUAUGAAGAUUUCAGUUAAAAAUGACACCGUUCGUUUUACUGCCCAGGACGUGCUUCCACAGCAUGUUUCCAACUACCACCAAAAUCUUUCUCUGCUCACAGGCACUGUCACCACAGAACUUGACUGGAUGGGGCUUUUGCAUAUUAAAUCCACCGUUCUGGCUCACAGAAUCCUUCAUCCGCUUGGAGUAUUGAAGCUGGAACUGUCACUAAUUCCGGACAGCGGUCUGAAGACACUUGACCUUCAAGUUUCCGAUAUAUUCAAUCAUUCAACCUCCAGGAGAACUUUUCUCAGAGACCUUGGUUAUGAUUCCCGAGGCAUUUACAUGGAGGUUGAACCUGACAAUGUCCCUUACUCUUCUGCCGCCCUGUACUCUUCUUUGCGUUUUGAUGGUCCAGCAGAGGCAGAUGGUUGCAUUUUUCAAUUGAGCGACAUGAACACCACUGUAUCGCGUAAGAACUUCCUGACGCUGAGCUGUGAAAAACCAUCCAUCACGAUUCAAAAAUAUGUUGCCGUCGUGUCAACUGAGUAUGAUCGUUACAACAAGACGGCUUCCAACAUGGAGGCCGCCAAAGAUAUUGUUCACUCACAGUGUGGCCAAUAUGAUUUGAUAACUCAAGCACAUCAUAAUGAAUGGGUAUCACUAUAUGACAACGCCUCUAUUGAAAUUCCUUCGGACAGUUUGCUUGAGCUGUCUGCUAAGUCUUCACUUUUCCAUCUUCUGGCGAACACUAGAAGGUUUAAUAUUUCAAGUUCCAGAGGUUUGCCGCUACCAUCUUCGGGUCUUAGCUCUGAUUCUUACGGAGGAAUGAUAUUCUGGGAUGCGGAUAUUUGGAUUCUACCCGCAUUAUUGCCAUUCUUUCCCGACAUCGCGAGACAUAUGGUUGACUAUCGCAAAAAUACUCAUGAACAGGCAAGACUCAAUGCUCAGCAGUACGGAUAUCCUGGCGCUUUAUAUCCUUGGACAUCAGGGCGAUACGCCAACUGCACAUCCACGGGACCCUGCGUAAACUAUGAGUAUCAUAUCAACAUUGAUAUCGCCAUGGCUUCGUUCUUGGUUUACCUCAAUGGCGCGCCUGGCGUAGAUGAUGAGUACUUGAGGGAAACAACUUGGCCCUUGGUAAGGGACGCAGCCCAGUUUUUUACAGCAUACGUCAAGUUCAAUUCGUCCUUAGACGCAUACGAAACUCAUAACAUGACAGAUCCUGACGAGUAUGCCAACUUCAUCAACAAUGGUGCAUUUACAAAUGCAGGGAUCAAGACACUUCUCAAGUGGGCGACCGACGUUGGUAACCAUUUGCAAGAAGAAAUCGAUCCUAGGUGGGUUGAGGUGUCAGACAAAAUGUUUAUUCCAAUUGCAGAGUCCAACAUAACUUUGGAAUACUCCGGCAUGAAUGCUUCGGUUGAGAUUAAGCAGGCUGACGUAAUGCUUAUGACAUAUCCAUUAGGCUACAUUACAGACGAGACAAUUUUGGACAACGCAAUUCGCAAUUUGUACUACUAUUCAGAACGCCAGUCUCCUAGUGGACCUGCCAUGACCUAUCCCGUUUUUGUAGCGGCAGCGGCUGGUCUUUUAAAUCAUGGCUGUUCGUCACAGAGCUAUCUUUACAAAUCUGUUCUUCCUUACCUCAGAGCACCAUUCGCGCAGUUUAGUGAGCAAUCUGAUGAUAACUUUCUAACUAAUGGCUUUACCCAGCCAGCUUUUCCGUUUUUGACUGGCAAUGGGGGCUAUCUGCAAAGCUUGCUAUUUGGCCUGACGGGCCUGAGGUAUUCAUAUGAGGUUGAUAAACAAACAAAGAAGAUCACACGGCUACUGAAGUUCAACCCUAUAAAACUGCCUCUGCUUCAAGGGGGAAUUGCCAUAAACAAUUUCAAAUACAUGGGCCAGGUCUUGGACAUUAUUAUUGGGGAUGAAAAAGCUACAAUAGUACACAAGAUUGGGGAUGAACCCAUUAAUCUGAAAUUGAUUGACCGCAGUUUCAUCCAUGACCGAGAUGUCACAGGGCCGCACAUGACGCAUGUUCACGAAGGCGAAGAAGUGCCAGUCCAGUGGAUCACUUUGCAGCCAGGCCAGAAUUUGACAGUCGAUCUGUUCCGUCCUCUGCUAAACAUAGAUGGUAACCUAAUCGAGGGGAAACAGGUUUCGAACUUCACAGCAGGCGUUCCAGGAGAUGUGAUUUACUCAGUUAUUGAUGGCAAUAACUUCACGCACUGGCAACCGUUGGACAAAAACGUGUGCGCCAAGAUCCUUAUUGAUUUGGGGCCCGGUAAUGAGCAGAAUUUGACCGGCGGCAUGAUCCUCUGGGGACGGCGCCCCGCGCGCAACAUUUCUGUUGCGAUGGUGCCUUAUAAAGGGGACAUCGAGCAGGCACUGCAGAAGGCGUCUAGUGUUAUGGAGUCGAGCGGACCAGAUAAGCGCGUCGAGAUUUUGGGCUACACAGCGCCCGCUUCAGAACUUGCUUCGCGGUUGUCAGAGACUGAAGAUCGGUUUUUCGAAGAAGAUUACCGUCUUCUGCUGAGUUCCCAAAGGCUCGACAUCGAGCAGCUGUCAAAGCUCUCACCUGAAUCGUCUCUGCUUAAGAGUAAAUUUGUGACAAUACUACACAAUUUGCAAAUAUCCCCAUCUGAGCCGUAUGCGGAAGAGAAUCAGCGAGGCUCGAAAAUUGUUAUUCCACGCAGCAAUUCCACGCAUUUCACCUUUGACUAUUCUAACUAUACCAGUGAUAAAGCCUUUGAGCACCCCGUCUCCAAGGAAUCAGGAGCUUCGUGGCCUCCCCCAAGAUUCGUUCUCGUUUGUAUUCAGGGCACAUACGAUGACGACGACGAUCCCAAAGGCGCUACUAUCAAGGAAAUCGCUCUCAUGUGA